AUGGGUUUUUCCAACGACUUCCUUGGUCUCAAGCCAGUAAAAGCAUGGCAACUACAAACAUGCGACUCGGGAACAUACUGCUGCCGCGGCGCCGACGACACGAAGAGCUGCUGCAACAACCAGGACGCACCCCACAUCACAACCACCUUCAGCGCAACCCUCCAACUCCAAACCCCGAGCCCGGCUGCCGCAACCACUGCCCCACCUCCCAAUACUUGCUCAAAAGAAAAGAAGGAAACGGCAAUAGUCGGCGGUGUCCUCACGGCUGUCUUCACCAUGAUCAUCGCAGGCCUAGCUUCCACUAUAUUCUGGAUGUACAAGAGGGAAAAGAGACAGCGCAAGCUGAAGGAGCACUACGAGGAGCAGUUCUCCCAAACCAACGCGUACCGCAAGGCACUGGCAUCGAGCGCCGGAUCCUGCAGAGGCAGUGUCAUGAUGGACGACUUGAAGCCCAAGUCCAGCCACGGUCCCGCAUGA
Messenger RNA from Alternaria ethzedia, 477 nucleotides. RefSeq lists its product as uncharacterized. Lineage: Eukaryota; Fungi; Ascomycota; Dothideomycetes; Pleosporales; Pleosporaceae. The record is from RefSeq and is a predicted model, not a curated record. The coding region runs from base 1 to 477 and encodes 158 amino acids. The transcript has 2 exons.